AUGGAGAAACAGGCAACUUUUAUGAGAAAAACAACAAAGGUAAAUGAAAGAGCUCUUAAAGCUAGCUAUCAAGUUGCUGAACUUAUCAAGUUGCUGAAGACAAAAAAGUCGCACACUGUGGCAGAGACAUUAAUACUUCCUGCCUGCAAAGCUAUUGUAGAGGAGAUGCUCGGACCUGAAGCAGCAAAGGAAAUAGCCAAAGUCCAUCUCUCAAACAACACAAUUUCGAGACGUAUUAAUGACAUGUCUGCAGACAUCGAAAGUGUGGUUUUGGAAAAGAUCCGUAUCAGUGAGAAAUUUGCAUUGCAACUUGACGAGUCUACUGAUAUCAGUGGACAUGCUCAACUCUUAGCUAAUGUGUGUUUUGUUGAUGAAAAAACAACAGGAGAAGAAAUUUUUCGGGUCACAUCAGAAUACCUUGAACAAGGAGGACUUAAGUGGAAAAACUGCACAAGUGUCUGCACCGAUGGAGCUGCAGCCAUGGUCGGGCGCACCAAAGGCUUUGUAAGCAGAGUGAAGGAAAGAAAUCCAGAUGUGAUAAUUACGCAUUGUUUUUUACACAUCGAGGCCCUCGUAGCCAAGACUUUACCAUCAGCCUUAGUUCAUGUGUUGGAUGAUGUUGUGCGCAUGGUAAACAUUGUAAAGUCACGAUCCAUGAAAAGUCGCAUAUUUGCAGCUUUGUGUGAGGAGAUGGGAGCAAAGCAUAAAACCUUGCUGUUUCAUACGGAGAUCCGGUGGUUGUCGCGUGGCAAGGCCUUGGUUCGUGUGUAUGAGCUGCGGGAGGAACUUAAAGUGUUUCUGACAAAUGAGGGGUCAGAUUACGCAAAGCAGCUUGCAAGUGAUGAGUGGUGUGCAAGGCUGGCAUACCUGGCAGAUAUAUUUCAUCAUCUGAAUGAAUUGAACACCCGAAUGCAAGGCCGAAAUGAAAACCUGCUUACAAGUACAGAUAAAAUAAAUGGAUUCCGUUCAAAGGUGCAACUCUGGCAUCAACACGUGGAAAGUGUCUCCACUGAAUGCCUUGACUGGGUUAGGGACCCUUAUAGCUCAGCAUCAGUUGUUGGAAAGGAAAUGACUUCACAGGAGCAGGAGGAACUAAUUGAACUGAGACAAAAUCGUGGUUGCAAGCUAAGAUUUGCUGAUCUACCUUUGGACAGUUUUUGGUUGGAUACUGCCAAGGAGUUCCCCCUUCUGGCAAACAAAGCUAUUUUGACAUUGCUCCCUUUUUCCACUACAUAUCUGUGUGAGAUUAGCUUUUCAAGCAUGAUUGCUAUGAAAACCAAAUACAGAGAGAGACUGAGAACUGUUGACGAAGAGCUACGUGUGUGUCUUUCUUCGAUUCCAGCCAGAAUAUCAGCUUUGUGUUCAGCCAAACAGGCCCAGGUUUCGCACUGA
Stegodyphus dumicola is the source of this 1392-nucleotide messenger RNA. Its product is annotated as zinc finger BED domain-containing protein 5-like. The record is from RefSeq and is a predicted model, not a curated record. Lineage: Eukaryota; Metazoa; Arthropoda; Arachnida; Araneae; Eresidae.